Messenger RNA from Sarcophilus harrisii (Tasmanian devil), 3255 nucleotides. It is a transcript of the gene SPDL1, whose product is annotated as spindle apparatus coiled-coil protein 1. Bases 686 to 2485 code for a protein of 599 amino acids. The transcript is spliced from 12 exons. Gene Ontology annotation, molecular function: kinetochore binding. Gene Ontology annotation, cellular component: spindle pole; outer kinetochore. The record is from RefSeq and is a predicted model, not a curated record. Lineage: Eukaryota; Metazoa; Chordata; Mammalia; Dasyuromorphia; Dasyuridae. Gene Ontology annotation, biological process: mitotic metaphase chromosome alignment; mitotic spindle assembly checkpoint signaling; protein localization to kinetochore.
AAGUCACUUGCCCUCUGUUUGCCCGUUUUCCUCAAAUGUAAAAUGGGCACAGUAUCGCCUCGCUCCCAGGGAUCUGGGGGGAUCAAAUGAAGUGAUUAUAAAACACUCAGCACGGUGCCUAAUGUGUAGUAAGUGCCAUCUAAAUGUCACUCCUUUAUUAUAAGCAGUCUGCGCGACAGCGACAGAGCCCUUUCGGAGAAGCAGAGCGGUGAUGGGGUUAUAGCGCAGAAGUGAAUUCGCAUCUAACUUCUGACUGCCGCUGUGUGACUCCAGGCAAGAAGCUGAACCUCUCUGGGCUAUAUGAGAGUUUCCUUCUUCGUGGAAGAAGGGGAAUGGAGUCUGUUCCAGGUUUAAAUCUAUAUCCGAUGCUUCAGCGAGGUCUCAGGGACGACGGGAAAGCGAUUCCUCAUGGAUAAAAUCACUACCAGUACAAGCCACGAUGUUAGAUUAAAAAAGAGAUGGCGAGAAAACGCUACAGCCCGACUCUCAGUGAGGAGACUGCGACACAUGCGCAGAAGGCCCACGGCGUCCGAGCCCCAUUGCGCUUGCGCGGUCUCUGCGUCCUCUUCCGGCAGCCGAGACUCUCGCGAGAAAGCCGCAUCAUCCGGGAGCUGAAUUCAAAUAGACUUGGCGUUGUCCCAACGGUGCUUCUGUGGAGUAGGUUGACUGAAAGCAGAGAAAUAAAAUGGAGUCUGAGUUGGUUUUGAAUCUUCGUCGUCAGCUCAAAGAGGCUGAAGAAGAGCGAAUGAAAGCAGCACAGUAUGGUUUACUGCUCUUGGAGAGCCAAAAUGAGUUGCAGAACCAAUUGGAUAAAAUGAGAAGUGAAAUAAUGAGCACAACAGAGAAUUAUGAACAAGAAAAAUUUACUCUUCAGAGAGAAGUUGAACUUAAAAAUCGAAUGUUGGAAAGUUUGAAUUCUGAAUGUGAUGCCAUUAGACAGCAGCAAAAAUUGCAGUUGGAAAAAUUGGAAGAACAGCUAUCAAGAAGCCAUGGACAGGAAGUGAAUGAACUUAAAAACAAGCUGGAAAAGUUGAAAGCUGAAUUAGAUGAAGCUCGACUAAGUGAAAAACAAUUGAAACACAAAGUAGAACAUCAGAAGGAAAUAUUGUCUGCUAAAUCAGAGGAAUUGCGGAUAAUGUCUGAGCGUGUACAUGAAACCAUGUCUUCAGAAAUGCUGAGUCUUCAGAUUGAGAUAACUGAGUUGGAAAGUGUGAAGGCCAGUCUUGAGGAAAGAAUGAAUGAGCUGCAGUAUAGACAAGAACAGCUAGAACUUACUAAUAACAACUUACAGCACCAACUAGAAUGCCUUCAAGGGGAAAAAGAAGACAGAGAGAAAGAAGUUGUUUCAUACUUUAAUGCAUUAGAGAAAGCUCGUGUAACUAAUCAGGAUCUACAAACACAAUUGGACCAUGCAUUGCAGCAGUCGAUGGACCCCAACAGUAAAGGAAACUCUUUGUUUGCAGAGGUGGAAGAUCGAAGGGCAGAAAUGGAACGACAAUUCAUCAGUAUGAAAGUCAAGUAUCAAUCUCUUCAAAAACAACAUUUAUUUAAUAGGGAACAGAUGCAAAGAAUGAAGCUACAAAUUGCCACACUGCUACAGAUGAAAGGAUCACAAACAGAAUUUGAGCAGCUAGAACGCUUACAGGCUAUGUUAGAGCAGAAGAAUGGUGAAGUAGAAAAUCUUUUAGUGAAGAUAAAGCAGUUAGAGAAAUUUAAGAAUUUAUAUGAAAACAUGGAAUCCAAGCCCUCUAGUAUCUUGUGUACUCCAGAGGAUAAUUCAUAUUAUAUCGAUUUACUUCAAAUGAAGCUUGAAAACUCAAACAAAGAGAUUGAAAAGAUUAGAGAUGAGCUAUCCUUACAGCGGAUGAAGGCAUUAUAUGAGAGCCAGCGGGUUUUGGAGGUAGAGAGAAAACUUUUUACAAAUGAAAGGCAUCUCCAGCUUUUCCAAAGUGAAAAUAUGAACUUGAGAGUUAAACUAGAUGAGCUGAAAAUGAAAUAUGAACCUGAAGAGCCAGUUGAAAUACCUAUACAUAAAAGAAAGCGGGAGAAGUUGCCUCUGGAUGUACCUCUUUGUAAAGAUGAGGUUACUACUAGCACUGCCCUAGAAAACUCUUCUAAUAUAACCUCUAACAAUGAGUCCUCUGCAAGUAAUAUAGGAGGAGAAAGUCAGAUCCCAUCAGAAAAUUCUGGGAAUUCAGCUAUGACUCUCCCUCUCUCCCAAACUCCACCUGUGGAUCAGCAACCUCUGAAGGAAAAGAAGUGUGUAAAAAUCAUUGGCAUUCCUUCCAGUUCAGAAGUUUUACAUGAAAAAAGUGACAACACCAAUAAUUCUUCCAGGUUAUUAGCUGCUGAAUCGAAGCUCCAAACAGAAGCUAACGAAAGGAAAGAAACUGCAAGCAAACCUGAAAGAAAAACUUCUAAAAAACCAUAUACUACCCUGUAUGUGUCUUCCAAACCAACUCAGACACAGUGUCCUCAACAAUAAAGUUAUUUGCUUAGUAAUAAUUUUGCAACCUCCCCAAAAUUUGUUCAAAAGAGGCUGUUGAACACUGCCUUCCGAGUGUAAGAUGAUUUCUGAUAACUAUCAAGUUGUGGAUGAAAAUAUGACUCACUAUACCAUUACUUCAUUUAUACUUCUGUGACAAAAUAGCCUAUAAUUACUUUUGGCAUGUAGGUUGUUAUACUACUAAUUCCAUAAGUAAUAAUUCUAGAUAUCCCAAAAGUUUAGUGAUGUUUUAAGGUUAGGUAAUUUAAAACUGCACUAAAACUUUGAGACAGUAUUUCAAAGACUUUUUGUAAUUGUUGUAAUUUAAGCUGCCCUAAUAACAAAGGAUUAAUGAAUAUGCUUAUAUAUUUCCAGUUUUGUGUAUUUUUUUAUUGAAGUAAAAAGAUGCUUCAGGUAUAUUUGAAAAGAGAUAAAGGUUUGUUUUGUUGUUAUGAAAUUAAUGUGGGCAAUAUGCUGAAAUAUGGCAACUUUUUUGUUAAAGGAAGUAAUUUCCAUUUUUGCAAUAAUUUGGGUUUUAAAUUCAUAAAGAAUAUGUAUACAUUAUAUUUAUCAAAUGCAUUUCAAAUAGGUGCUUUUGAAAUCUAAGUAUGCUGAUAUGUGGGGGAAUUUUUUAUUUCCUUUUUAUUUUUUUUUUUUACAGAGUAUGGAGUAGGUAUUAAUGAUGCAAAAAAACAAAGCAAGGAAUUGUGUUUACCCAAUAUUAUGAUUCUGAUUUUACUAAUUUAAAAAUAAACUUAGUAAAUUACCAA